Messenger RNA from Onychostoma macrolepis, 585 nucleotides. RefSeq names its product LYR motif containing 5b (gene lyrm5b). The record is from RefSeq and is a predicted model, not a curated record. Lineage: Eukaryota; Metazoa; Chordata; Actinopteri; Cypriniformes; Cyprinidae. The transcript is spliced from 3 exons. Bases 325 to 585 code for a protein of 86 amino acids. Gene Ontology annotation, cellular component: mitochondrion. Gene Ontology annotation, biological process: respiratory electron transport chain.
UAACAGCAUUUGUAAUCAGCUAGUUUAUCGACUUUUUCAGUUAAACGGUUGAGGACUUUUAUUUUGACUUUGUGUAUUCGAUGACAACACAAGUUAUAUUCCUGAUUGUUGUCAUUGCGUACAAAGGGCAAUAUGAGACAUUAGCAAGUAAGUAGAAAAACAAAGCUUGCAUUUUUUGUUUUUCAGCAAUACAUCUGAAAGCUUAUCAUUAUGUAGUCUAGAAACUGAAGGUGUUUUUAAUCUCCGUCCGCUUUGGAAAAACCUUGGCUGAGGUAACAAGUCAGCUGAAGUGUGUUUGACUGAGAUCAGAGGAAUCACUGGGAAAUGGCCAACCCACUCCGAGCAGAGACUGUAUUGGUGCCAGUUGACGAAAAGUUGCUGUUUCUUGGACGGGAGUAUCCGAAAGGAGCCGACUAUUUCAGAGACAGACUGAGGGCUGCAUUUGCCAAGAAUAAAGAUGUGAGCGACCCUGAGAAGAUCAAAGAGCUCAUCAGCCGAGGAGAAUUUGUGGUGAAAGAGCUCGAGGCGCUCUAUUACCUCCGGAAAUACAGAGCCUUGAAGAAGCGAUAUUAUGAAACACAAUGA